Cladocopium goreaui is the source of this 5355-nucleotide messenger RNA. The record is from the annotation of a GenBank genome assembly. Lineage: Eukaryota; Dinophyceae; Suessiales; Symbiodiniaceae.
AUGGUCUACAGUGGCUCUUCGAUGCCAUCGCAAAGCUCCUGUCGGCUGGACUUCUCACUUUUGAUCAUGGACUUUCUGGCACUUGGAUCUGUGCUGUUGGUCCAUGGCCCUGCACGAUUGGCUUCCACGGUCUCCGCUUUGGACUUCCUGCAUCUGGACUCCACCCCGUCAGUCCGAAGUCUUGCUCGGUCUGGAUCCAUUCCAUCAAUUCGCAGCUCCAUUCAUGUGGGCUUGGCCUUUCCUCUUUGUGGCUUGGGCCACCUGGAGUUCACACUUUUUGCCUUGGAUCCUGUGCAGCUGGGAAGCCUUCUGUUGCUUCGAGGCAGUUCCAUACUGCUGCAAGCAACGGCACAGCUUGGUUUGUAUUUUUCAAUUUUUGGGGAAAGUUGUUCAGACUUGACCUUGCUGCUCUUCGACUGUACCACUUUGGGCUUCUUGAUGUUCAUCCGAGCCUUGGCCUGCUCUGGAUUUUACUUCUUGCCCUUCAGUCGUGCGCUGUGCGGACCAAGCUUGUCGAUUUUGGAUUUCCUUCACUUGGAAAGCUUGAUGUUAGCAAGAAGCUUCAGCAGGGUUGGAAGUGCUGUGUCAAUCUUGGAUUAUUUGCAUAUCGAUUCCUCCAUGCCCUCGCAAAGUGUGCUGCAACUGGACUCACCUUUCUUGGUCUUCAGCAAUGCACGGCUUGGAUUUCUGCUUUUUGCUUUGGAUUGCAUUGUGAUGGGCUUGGCCUUUUCCUUGCAAAGCUUUGCCCACUUUGAGCUGCCGAUGUUGGUUUCAGACUUCGUUGGACUUGGUUCCUCGGUGUCUCUCAGAAGCAUGGUGUGUUGUGAUAGUUUGGUCUUUGUCACGUCCCGUGGUCGAUUUGGUUUUUCACUCCUCAUCUUAGAUUGCGUAGCGUUGGAAAGUUUCCUGUCACUCCGAAGUGCUGCCAGACCUGGAUUUGGGUUCUCGAUCUUCGGAAGGACGACCUUAGGCUUUUGCAUGUUGGUUUUGGAUCACGUGACUCUGGACCUCCCACUGUCAAUUCAAUCUCUCAGCUAUUUGGGCUUCUCAGUGUCUAUCUUGGCAUACUCUGACUUCGACUUUACAGUGCCUUUGAGACCCUCCGGAUACUCAGAACCUGUCUCUCCAAUCUCUGGUGAAGCGCGUCUUGACUUCCGGUCCUCAAAUUUUGAUUUUGCCGCCAUGGGUUUGAGCGCGUCACUGAGAUCGAUGGCUUGUCUUGGCUCGAUGAUGUUUCUCUUUAGCAAGUUGACUCUGGGUUUAAUGCCUUUGGCACUGGAUAGUGUUCAUUUGGGAUUCAGUUUGUCCACAAGGAGUCUUGCACGCUCGGGCUUUUCACCUUUUGUUCUGGAUCUCUUCAGGCCAGAUCCUUGCAUGUUGGUGCAAUCGAUGAUGCGUGUUGGUUUGGCUUUCUUAGCUUUCUCCACAACCCGAUUUGGCCUAGCACCGUCAUUGUCGGAGUAUGCGAAUCUUGACUUUGUCGUGUCACUCAGAUCCUUCAUGCAACUCGGAUUCACUCCACUGGUCAUGGACUUUGCAAAGAUGGGAUCCAUUCUGUUGCCGAGAACCUAUACCAGAUUUGAACUGUUCAUGUCCUUGUUCGGUAGAGCUUGCUUUGGCUUCGUGUUGCCGGUCCUGGAUUCUUUGCAUCUUGGAAGCUUCCUGUUGUCACGAUCCAUUGGCUGUUUCGGUUCCUCUUCCUUGAUAUGGAGCAGGUGGUCACUUGACUCAGCCUUUUCUGUGUUGGACCACAUGGAUUUUGACUUCACUUCAUCCCUUCAAAGCUCUGCCCGCUUGGACUUCACUCUGUUCCUCUUGAAAUGUGCAGAGCUGGACCUGUCCUUAUUGUCGUUAGAUUUCAGUGAGCUGGGCUUCAUCAUGCCAUUCAGAGAAGCCUCAUGUUUUGGACCUUCCCUGUUCACAUUUGGCAUUGCUCGCUUCGACUCUGCCCUAUCGGUGUUGGACCUUAUGCAGCUAGGAUUGUCUGUCUCCAUGAAGAGCAACUGUCAUGUGGAUUUAUAUUUCUCAGUGUCCGGCACUGCGUGCUUGGGAUCUAGUCUGUUCGUCUUCGACAUGAGUGCACUUGAAUCACCAAUGUCAUUGAGAUCAUUCGGCUACCUGGGUUUCGCUAUGCUCCUUGCUGCACUUGCUCGGUUUGAUUUGACAGUAUUUAUUUUUAACAUGGCGAUGUUGGGUUUCUCCACAUCUGUGCGGGCUUGCGCUCGAGCAGAGCCACUCUUGUCUCUGUUCAGCAUGAUGUGUCUUGAACUCAGUUUGCUAAUGCCGGAUUCUUCAGCUCCAGGGUUCUCGAUGUUUAUGCAAUUGCUAGGGAAAUCAGGUUCAAAUCCAUCAGUCUUCGGAGCGACUUACCUGGAAUCCACGCUAGCCAUGUUGGACCCUAGUCACCCAGGCUUGAUUUUGUCCAUCAGGGGAUCAUCCCAACUAGAUUCCACCACGUCUGUCUUUGCUGGCAGAAUUGGAACCCUGGUCUUGGUCUUGGAUUUCCUCCACAUAGAACCUCUGUUGUUGAUGAGGGGUGCAGUCCAACUUGACUUCACCUUUCUUCCAUUCAGUGCUGGAAGGCUAGGUUCAACUUCUUUUGUUUCAGACAUCGGCUGCCUUGGCCCCUCCUCAUCCAUGCAAAGCUCGGGACGUUUAGACCUCACUUUGCUGAUUUUUGAUACAGUUCGCAUGGGCUUCAGCCUACCUCUCUCAGGUGUCUAUGAACUUGAUUUCUUGAUGUUUGUGAGGGCAUCAAGCCGUUUUGGCAGCGCUCUAUCUGUCAUCACUGCCGUCCGCUUGGGGCUCUCACUGCUGGCUUUUGACAUCGCCGAGUUUGACUCAGCAUUCUCAUCUCAAAGCAGGACAUGUCUUGGUUUCGCAUCAUUCCCAAUUGGCCGUGGGCGCUUUGGAUUGCUCAUGUUGAUCUUGGACCAUUUGAGGCUUGAUCCUUCCCUGUUUUUCCAAAGUCCCACAAACAUGGGAUUGCGGUCCCCAACUUUUGGCAAGAUGGUUGUGGGUAGCUUUGUACCAGUCUUUGACUUCGCUUCCCUUGAAUCCAUGUCGCCAGUGCGAUCUUCUGCUCAUUCAGACCCUUUGUUGUUGACCAUCGGACUUUCGAGACACGAAUUGUUGACGUCACUCCUGGAUCUUUUGAACUUGGGAUUGAGUCUGUCCUCGAAGUAUUUCGCAUGUCCUGGCCCAAGCAUGCUGCUUUUUGGAGUGUCACGCUUUGAAUUCCGACUCUCAGUAUUUGACUUAGCAGCUUUAGAUUCUUUUCUGUUGAUUCGCAGCAUGGGGCAUUUGGGUUUCUCGCCAUUGGUCUCUAGGGAAGCCUCCGUGGACUCCUUGAUGUUUCCCCUGGACUUUUUGUCACUGGGCUCCUCAACUCCACCACAAAGCACGGCCCGAAUGGACUUGACCACGUUGCUAAUCAGCUGUGCAAGACUCGACUUGGCACUGCUCAUGCUGGAUGUUAUGAAAAUUGAUUUUCCACUUCCCAUCAGGAGCUUUGCUCAACUUGACUCAAGAUUCUUGACCUUCAGUACAGCACGUCCAGCGCUACCCUUGUUCAUCUCCGAUUGCACGGCCCUGGGAUUCUCCUCAUCACUCAGAGCCCCAAGCAGAUCAGAACUUCUGAUGUCGAUCUUCGACAGAGUUCAUCUUGGUCCAAGCAUGUUACCCCUUGACGUCGCAGAGUUGGGAUCGUUCCUUUUCAUCAGAGCCUGCGUGCGUACAGGUCCAGUGAUGUCGGUUUUCUCCUGUGUUCGCUUCGACCUUUCCCUUCUGGUGCUUGAUAGUGUUCACUCAGGAUCGUCGCUUCCAAUGCAAUCCCUUGUGUGGCUUGGAUUGAUGCUGCUGAUGCUGGAUGUCGCACAUUUGGGUUUGGCCAUGCCAUUGCAUUCCUUUUCUCGUUUGGACUCUGUGUUUUUCGCCUCCAGUUCUGUCAGGCUGGGCUUCCCUCCCUCUGCCCUUGGUUGUGCAGAGAUGGGAUUCAUGACGUUCUUCAGGAGCUGUGCUCAACCUGAUUUCACCAUUUCAAUCUUUGGCCAUGCGCGUGCAGACCUGAACCUGAGCAUCAAAAGCUUCGCUUGUUUGGGCUUUAGUCUCUCAGUCUUCCAAGCAGUCAGAUUGGGUUUGUUGCUGUUGGUACUGGAUCCUGCACGGCUUGGCUUCUCGAUUCCACUCCAAAGCUUUGCCUGUUUGGGAUUGGCCACGUUUGUGAUGGAUCAUGCAAGAAUGGAAUCCUCACCGUUGAUGCGAAGUGCAGCUCGUUUCGGACUCAUUUUGCCCGCCUUUGGAAUGACGUGCUUCGGUUUGAACUCAUCAGCUCUGGAUUCUCUGAAUUUGGACAGCUCUUUGCCACUACAAAGCUUCUCCUGGUUGAGCAAAAAAGCAUCGGUCUUUGGUACUCUCAGAUCUGACUCUCCAACGUUGGUGUUAGACUUUUUGCAACUGGGCUUACCACCGUCGGUGCAACAGCUCAUGCGGCUCAUGUCUACAUUCUUUGUCCUAGGCCUUUCACAGUUUGACUUGUUCCUGUUCAUGUUGGACCUCAGUAGUUUUGAGUCCAUUCUGUUUGCACGCUCCCUUGCUCGGCCUGACUCCGUUUUGUUCGCGUCCGACCGCGCGAAGUUGGACUUGUCCAUAUCCUUACGAGCGACGACAUGGCUUGAAUCAAUGCUUCUGCUUUUUGAUGCUGUGCGUCUUGGCUUGGGCAUGUCAGUCUUGGACUUUCUGCACCUUGGCUUUCUGUCACCUGUGCAAAGCUCUCAACGUCCAGAACUCACAAUUUUCUUCUGCGGUUUCCUGUGGCUAGGCCCCAUGAUGCUUACUCUUGAUUUGGCCACGUUUGAAUUAUUGCUGCUAGUGAGAAGUUCAGGUCAUGCAGAACUGACCUUUCCGAUUUUCGGAGCUGCCCAAAUGGACUUUUUGAUUCUAAUCCUGGACCAUUUGCGCCCAGCCCUUUCCUCACCAUUGAGGUCACUUGGUUGUCUAGAAAUGUCGUUCUCAGCCUUUGGUGCUGUUCGUCUGGGCUUUCCAAUUCCAGUUCUGGACCCUUUGCACCCGGGCCUAGCCUUGUUUGUGCGCAGUUUUACAAAGUCGGGUCUGUCAGCACUACUGCUGGACGGUUGUCGCCUUGACUCGGCGAUGUUUCUGCGAUCUAUGGCACAUCUGAGCUUUUCCUUCUCCGCCUUCAGCGCAGGCCAACCAGGCAGCUUACCGUUGGUCCUAGACUUUGCUUUGGCUGGUUCUACCCUUCUUCUCCGCAGCUCUGUUUGGCUGGAGCUUCCUUCACUGGCUUUGGAAGCGGCAAAUUUCGAUUCGCCGAUCUCAUCGCAAAGUUUUGCUUGA